AUGCCGCACUGUCCUGAUCUGGAGCGACGGCUCUGCCGUGGCGUGCGGCACUCGGUCGCGGACCUCACCUAUGCGCAGGUUGCUGCUGGAUUUACCCACGCCGUUCUGCUCAGGAGCGACGGCUCCGCCGUGGCACGCGGCGACAAUGCGACGCGUCAGUGCGACCUCCCUGCGCUGCAUGCAGACCUCACCUACGCGCAGGUUGCCGCUGGAUCAUGCCACAGCGUUUUGCUCAGGAGCGACGGUUCCGCCGUGACCUGUGGCCUGAAUGAUACUUGUCAGUGCGACCUCCCAGGGUUGCCCGGGGACGUUACGAGCGACGGCUUCGCCGUGGCCUGUGGCAACAAUGAUUUCGGUCAGUGCGAUUUGCCCGUGCUGGUCUCGGGCCUCACUUGCAUGCGGGUUGCCGCCGGAUCCUACCACGCCAUCCUGCUCAGGGGCGACGGCGCCGCCGUGGCAUGCGGCCGCAAUGAAGACGGCCUAUGCGACCCCCCGGCGUUGAUCGCGGACCUCCUCUACACACAGAUUGCCGCUGGACAGCACUAUUACGCUCCAGUGUGCAGCUGGCACGGUGGCGGAUGCCGCGCCGUCCUCAUCAGGAGCGACGGCUCCGCCGUUGCGCGCGGCAGUAGUGAAGAUUGUCAAUGCGACCUUCCCGCGCUGAAUGCGGGCCUGACCUACUCGCAAGCUUUCGCUGGUUUCUUCCACGCCGUGCUGCUCAGGAGCGACGGCAUUGCCGCGACAUGUGGCCCGAAUGACAUCGGCCAGUGCGAUCUCCCAGCGUUGAUCGGCGGCCUGACUUAUACGCAGGUUGCCAUAGGGAUGUGCCACGCUGUCCUGCUCAGGAGCGACGGCGCAGCUGUGUCCUGUGGCAAGAAUAGUUUCGGUCAGUGCGACUGCUCUGCGUUGGUCGAGGGCUUCGUUUAUACAUUGGCCUUCGGCUCAUCUCGCCAUUAUUGUCGACGAGUGGGUGAGUGGUAUCUUUGCACGAGGACCCAACGCACCUAUAGCACCCAUGACACCUACAGCACUUACGGCUCUUACGGCACUUACAUCACCUACAGCACCUGCAACUCCCACGGCACCUACAGCACAUACAGCAUGGCCUACAGCACCUACUGCACCCACGGCACCCACAGCGCCUACAGCAGCCACGGCACCUACUGCUCCCACACCUACAUCACCUACGACACCUACAGCACCUCACCUACCUGCAGCACCCCCUACAGCACGUACAUCACCUACAGCACCCACGGCACCCACAUCACCUACAGCACCCACAGCACCCACGGUACCUACAUCACCUACAACACAUACAGCACCCACAGCAUCCACAGCACCCGUAUCACGUACAGCACCGUCAGCACCUACAGCACCCACGGCACCUACCGCACCCACAACACCCACAACGCCUACAUAACCUACAGCACCCACAACACCCACAGCACCACUUACAGCACCUACAGCACCCACAGCCCUUACAGCACGCGCAUUACCUACAUCACGUACACCACUUACAGCACCAGUAGCACCCGCAACACCUACAGCACUCACAGCACCUACAGCACCCACAACACCUACAGCACCCACAGCACCUACAGCACUUGCAGCACCUACAGCACCCACAGCACCUACAGCGUCUACAGCACCCACAGCACCCUGGCCGAGUUCAGCGUGGCCGAGUUCGACCGGCCGAGUGCCGCAGCACGGAUAGUGGCUGUCAUUGUUUUGGCUUCGCUGGAGGGGCUGGACAUAGGAGCCAUCGCACGGAGGGCUGGCGUGGGUGAGCAAGUGGUCACACGGGUGCAGGCUUGCAUGCCCGCGGCGACGAGCGUGGCUCCUGCUUCCUCCAGCGCCGAUGUAAAGAGAAGGAGGACGGACAUCGGAGACGACGAGGGCGUGAGUGCUAAACAUUGGCACCGACCAGUGGCUUGGAAGAGACUGGGCGAGGAGCUGGUUCGGUUAUGGGACGUCGAUUGUCAGGCGGCCGUGACAAUGGCUGCACGAGGUUACGUUGUCGUUCGCACGGGCUUGAGCAUGGCGAAGGAAGGCGGCCACGACUUCGAUGUCGACGCCCUGUCGGCCGGCACCUGGGCGUCGCAAGAGUCGCUGCGGAAGUUCAUGGCGGCGACGAACGACCAGAAGCAGUAUCGUUGCUCCACGCACGAGGUGGGCUUGCCUGUGUCCUUCCUGACGGCGCGUCAGAUGCUGAACCUCCACGAGGUCUUCAGCGCGCAUGAUCCUGUCCAGAUUCGCGUGCGGGGGUGCAUCGCGCAGUGCCGUGGGUUGGUGACGGACGAUAGGAGCAACGUGUUGGACACAUUCGACGGCGGGGACUACUUUCAGGAUUUCGAAGGGAUGGUCGCUUUCGUGCAGCGCUCUGCGGUGGGGGCGAGCUCCGGUCGCGUGGACGCGCCGGUGCUGGACUAUUGCUGGGACAGGGUGAAGAACUGGUGUGGCUUCGGCGGCGCGGGCAACGAGCCCGGAGGCAACGUGGACGGCUUCGUUGCCAAAAACGUUGCGUUUCAAGGUGUCCGGAAUAUUCUUCGCCAUUGCGGAUUUGAGCAUGGGGCCCCGGAGGCGUUCGUGUCGGGGCCCAAUCCAUGCAAGUUGGCGCGCGUGCACUGGCAGGCGCCGUCCCCGUCGCGGGAACAGCAGGUCGCCAUGUAUUCUGCCGUGCUGGAAGGCGUCGAUGACUGCGUCGUCACGUAUGGCGCGGUCUCGCGGAGGCUUCAUUCGGCCGACGCAGUUGUGCUGCGAGACAAUCUGUGCAAGGCCGUGGAAGUGUUGCAGACAGUCACUACCGGUCGUUUCUUCGGGAAAGCCCGUAAGUCGUCUUUGGCGCGGUUUGGCGUCGCCGUGGCGCCCGAGCGGGCUCUGUCCUCGCCGGAGUGCUCUGGCGACGACGAGCCCGGUUGA
Messenger RNA from Prorocentrum cordatum, 2919 nucleotides. NCBI's taxonomy places the organism in Eukaryota, Dinophyceae, Prorocentrales, Prorocentraceae. The record is from the annotation of a GenBank genome assembly.